Alternaria arborescens is the source of this 3633-nucleotide messenger RNA. RefSeq lists its product as hypothetical. The record is from RefSeq and is a predicted model, not a curated record. Bases 1 to 3633 code for a protein of 1210 amino acids. Lineage: Eukaryota; Fungi; Ascomycota; Dothideomycetes; Pleosporales; Pleosporaceae. The transcript has a single exon.
AUGUCAGCACCGUCCAGCCAUGGCCGGCCCUCGGGAGACUCGGACCGCUGGACAACCUCCUCCCACACGUACAUUGCCAGCAACUCGGGCGCAUACACAGACAAUGGCGAGGGGAGCUCGUCCCCGCGGCGAAGCCAAGAUUCGCGGCCCGGCACAGGUGCAACCAACGGCCUGGGAGGAAGCGCAGCAUCGGGGAACCUGCUGGCUAGGGACUCGGUGCACGAAGAAGACUUUGCGCGCCGGAAGCAGCGCGUGAGGAGAUCUGGCGGCUUUCUCCUCGAUUCAAACUUCUCCAGCGGGCCACGGCAACGCCACGCCAACCACGAGGCUCGCGGGGAGGACAAAGGAGGCAAGCGCAGCUCGCGACACUAUGGCGCCCACGAGAAGGAGGCAGGAAGCUCGCCGCUGUCGCGAGAGGUGCAGCGAGACGGCCCCAAUCCUGCUGCGCCCGGCGCAGCAUCCCGCAUCGACUUUGCCGAUUCACAGGACCGACACGACGAGCGCAUGCGCCUUGGCAAGACGAGGAGGAGUGCAUACGAUAUGCCGUCCACAGUCCAUGACCGCGAUCCUUCGCCCAACACUGCGCCGCCACGGCAGGCCAUUGAUCCGAACCAGCUGGUACACAUGGCCCUGAACCUGAGCGAGAGCCGGAGGAGACAUACCAACACCGGCCAGCUUCUGUCGUCCCAGCCACGCGUCGCCUCUGGUUCGCAACGCGAAGGCAGCUUCUCCAACUAUGGCGCUGGCGGCAGUCUGAAGCACUAUCUCAACGAGCAACGGCGGACGUCACGCAAUAUAUCCCCAAUGGGCAAGAGCUCUCCUACCCGCCACAUGUCUACCUCGAUGCAGAGAAGCGGAUCCAUUGCCUUUCCCGUGUCCCAAAACAUCAAUCCCUCAGCUGCCACGCUUGCACGAGUAGAAAAGGCCCGCGCAUACAUCGAGCUCCGCAUUGAGUACCUCCGACUACUGGAGUUCCUCCCGCCCCUGAAGCCCGACGCGAACGCCCCAGGCAACUUUGUCUUCACGUCGACCAACAGUCCAGGCAGUCCCCAAGCGCAGCUCACUCGUGUGCCGUCUCAUGCUGGCAAACAGCAUGAGCUCGGCCGGCCAUACAACCCUCUGCAAUACAUUCGAAACCGCCGGAGCAGGGCUCGGGAGCGCUUGACGCUCCAUCACUCUUCAGAGGAAUUCGAGGAUGUCGAGCAGGUACGCGAAUGGGUAGAUCGUGUGGAACAACAGGCCAAACGAGCCGGCUAUCGUCGAGACGAUGCGGUACAGCUACCCAAAAUCCAUCACGAUCACGAAGUGGGACCGGCGCCCCAGAAGCCUGCAAGACCUCACAAAGGCUGGAUCUUCAGCCCACAGGAGUUGCUUGCGGAUGCACACUGGUUGGAGCAAGACGACAACAAAAUGCUGGUAGAAAACCGCUAUGGCCGAAGGGUCUACCCACCCAAGGAGGUGCAGCAGAAAGACUUUCUCUCACCACGCGCAAGCAAAGAAUAUUCUGGGGACCGAAGAAAGAGCUGGGUCGAUGGCUUCCCCAGCAUCGCAGUUGAUCAUACGACAGGCGAUGAAAGCGACAAGGGCAGCGAGCGUGGGCGCAAGCGAAGGCUACUUCCAGCGCUGCGCACUGACAGUCCGAGAGGAGGCAAACAUUCGAGGCGGGGCUCGCGACUGCGCAGCCAUGAUGAUAGCGACAGUUCAGAGUCGGAAUCCGAUACCAGGAGAUGGAAAGCUCGUAUUGUCACUGAUCCAGAUCACAACAUCGGUCCGCUGGCCUUGCUUCUAGAGCAACAAGCUAGACAGUCACUGAGCGAAGCCAGGCCACCCCCUGACUUCACGCCAGAUACACCAAACAAGUGGGGUCGCAACGGAGACGUUCCCUCCGAAAGCAAGCCUCCCCGAGACUCGCUGGAAGUUCCCCGACCUACAAAUGGCUUUGCAUUUAUCAAGGAUCGUGGCAACUUCAAGAUGCCGCCAAAGCCUCGUAAGAACCCUAGUCUAUCCAUCGAUGAUCCGGAGCCUCGAUCGUCUUUUGAUGAUCAGGACAGCACGGCACCAAACACUCCACAUGCCAAACGGUUCCCGCAUAUUGGCAGCGACUUAUCACCGCCCCCAAGCCGAUCCGAGUCACAGACAAGGAAAGCAAAACGAGGCAAGUUCAACACUAUCUUUCAUUCGCAUGAGCAUAGUGAAGACCACAAGCACGAAUUGCGUCCGGACUCUGCUGGAACAGACAGGAAAGGAAGAUCGCGGCAGACCAGUGAGGAAACGCCAGACGACAAACAUAUCGGCACAGCCAUUUUAGCAGCUCCCGGUGCUGUCAUGAAUCUACUCGGUCAUCGCAAGAACGAUAGUGUCAGUAGCUUGCCUAGUCCGGACAAGCUCCGCCGCCGAGAUGCCCAAGAGCCGCAUUCUGCUGUCACUCGAUUCUUCAAGGGCGUGAAGAACGAGGGUACAAAAGUCGGUGACAUCAUCUUCAGAAGAGACCGAGCCGAUGACUCUGACGCGGACACCAUGUCUGACCGUAACUCGAUCGACUUUGAUGACGACGGUCCGGUCAAAACCAAACAUACCAAACGGCCCCCGAUCAGUCGAACCGUCACGGCAGGUACAGACGGUAGCAUCACAAACAAAGAACGUAGCCAUCUGGAACUGCCCUCGUUCCGGCCGGUCCACACGAUUGCCGACGAAAACUCGGAUUAUGAGCAUCACAUCUCACGUCAGGCACGAGAGCAAAAGAACAGUCGCUCGCUUCGGGUCGAUCGGCUAUUGCCACCACGCAUGGAUCUGGGCACGAUAUCUGGAAAUUCUUCCACGGGGUCUCUCACUCUUACGCGCAGCCACAGCCAGGAGCGAAUUAAUCAAGUGCUCGCUCGGCCUGGUGGUGACAUGGCGGGGCUGCCACCCACUGGACUAAGAGAUGCAAAUAGGCAGCGCAGUAGCUCUCGACCUGGCCUUAACAGUAGACAUUGGAGCAUCGCUGACGGUGACGAUAAUGCCGUUGAUCGGAACAAGAGCGAUGCGAACACAGUCACUCAGGCAGACAUCGCUCGCGUCCGCGCACUCUUUCUCUGCUCAGGUGUCAAAGCGAGAGAGAUUACACGACGAGCGAAUUCUACAAGAGAACCGCCUCCCGACUUUCUUUCGCGCGCUGCCGCUACAUCAAAAAUGAAAAUCUACCCCGUGCCGCGCAAGGAAGAACAUGUUCUUGCCGCGCGCAUACUAGUCAAGGACCUAGAGUCGUCGACCAAGGCUUUACAGACUUCGCUUGAGAGCUUCCGUGACAAAGCCAUCCAGCAACUCACAAAUCAGAUUUCGGCUUUGCAAUCUACGGUUGACUCAGACCUUAUGCCGCGUAUCCUAGAAAGCGGAGACAAAGCUGUGCGCAUCACAAGUGAGGUAUCUGGACAAGGUCCAUUACAAGUUAAGCAAAUCACAGACGAGAUAGACCGCAUGAUUCGCACGCGCAAACGUAGAAUGCGCUGGGUUCGGGGAUUUGGAUGGAUGCUGGUCGAGUGGGCUCUUGUUGCACUCAUGUGGUGUCUGUGGCUUAUUGUUGUGCUCGUCGGGUCCGUCAAGAGAGUGUUUGGUGUGGCCAUGGGAGUGAUCCGGUGGCUGCUGUGGCUCUAG